UCGCCAGGGCCACCACGUGACUGCAGCGGGUGUAUAAAACAUAUCAGGCCUUGUGGUUCCCUUGAAAUCUCGGCGGGCCACUUCUGACGACGGUUUCAAGAUGAAGGCGCUUACAGCGAUCUGUCUGCUGCUGGUCUCACAGACUUUGGCAGAAAUCUCUGUCGAUGUUGGAGACGCCGAGCGCGGCGUGAACAUCCUGACACCAAGAGGAACCCAACCGCUCUACGAGCUGCAGGUUUUGGACAACCAGGAAACCGUCGAGAGUGACGACGUGGUCUAUGUAAGCCUGGUCACCAACGAUGACAACCGACCAAUCAAAAAGUUCCACGUCAGCAUCCAGAGCCCGGAUGAGUGCGGGUUCGGCCAGAUCCGCGGUAACCAUGACGACAUCCUCAAUAAGGAGGAGGGCGCCGUGGUGACGGCCAACGUCAACGUGGACUUGACCAAGGUGCCUCUCCGGUGGAAGACGCCUUCCUGCGGAUGUGUGACCGUCAGGGCCACCAUCUGGGAAGCGGAGGGAGUGUACCACCAGGAUGAGAGUACCGAGGGCCCCCUCACCAGGACCCUGUGCAUUGCUGUGCCAGACCUGGAGGAAACCGUGGAGAACAUUGACGUUGAGGAUGAGGUUGUCUCUGAACCAGUCGUCGGACCCAUCACCACUGUGGAGGGAGGCUGCCUAUCAGGUUUCACCCCGUUCAGGGACAGCUGCUUCAAGGCCUUCGAAAGUCCGGUGAAGUAUGAAGAGGCAAGCAGCCACUGCAGCAGCCUGGGGGGGUUCCUGGCCCUGCCGAAAGACCAGGACACCGUCGACUUCCUUCUCAACGAUGUGGCAGAUAGUCUGCAGAGCAUUUCAUUUUUCAUCGGCCUGAGUGAUAAAGAGGAAGAAGGAAGAUGGAUAUUUGCUGAUGGGACCGAUCUAGGUUGGAGCAACUGGGCCCCUGGCGAGCCCAACAAGCCUGGGAACGAGAGCUGCACUGAGUUGUACAUACAAGAUAUUGCAAAACGCAGCAAUGCACAAAGGGGACAGUGGAACAAUGUGAUCUGUGGACAUUGCGAGCGCCCAUACAUCUGUCAAGUCCCACUACCAGUUGUCUACGAACCCACCCUCGGAAACAUCACCAUCUUCGAUGUGGAAGAAGAUGAAACUCUAGGAGAAGACAUUGAUGAAGAUGAGGAGGAGGAAGAUCCUGAAGAAGUCUUCUGGAGGUCACCUGCUGCUCCCAAGGUCAAGAAAGAUGGAUCUUGCCGUGGCGGGGAAAGCUGUCCCCUGAGCCCCGUGUUCAUCAUGGAUGUAACACUAAGUACUGUAACAGUGUAAUGUGAUCUCUAUCCU
Messenger RNA from Branchiostoma floridae (Florida lancelet), 1333 nucleotides. RefSeq names its product aggrecan core protein-like. NCBI's taxonomy places the organism in Eukaryota, Metazoa, Chordata, Leptocardii, Amphioxiformes, Branchiostomatidae. The record is from RefSeq and is a predicted model, not a curated record. The transcript has 9 exons. Bases 101 to 1318 code for a protein of 405 amino acids.